UGUCUAGGCUGUCUCUGCGCAUCGAGUACUGGAGUACACCGAGUUUUUUCAUCGACAGGAGCUAGACACCGGUAUACAGCUACAGGUAGCUCCCCGCGAAAUUUCCUGCUGAUCGGGAGAAGAAGGAAGUCAAGAUGUCGCACGGAUAUUAUCCGUUCAAGUGCACUUCAACUGUGUAUCCCGCUGAUCCAUUCGAUCCAAACGCGGACGCUACAAUCUUGCGUAAAGCGAUGAAAGGAUUUGGCACGGAUGAAAAAGCGAUCAUCGACGUGCUUACAAAGAGAGGCAUUGUACAGAGAUUGGAGAUUGCGGAGACUUUCAAGACUAUGUACGGAAAGGAUUUGAUCAACGAUCUGAAGAGCGAACUGACUGGGAAAUUGGAGGAUGUCAUUGUUGCCCUUAUGACCCCACUGCCACAUUAUUAUGCCAAGGAGCUGCACGACGCGAUCAGCGGGCUGGGUACUGAUGAAGAAGCAAUUGUUGAGAUUCUGUGCACUCUCAGCAAUUAUGGUGUCCGUACGAUUGCCACAUUUUAUGAAAAUUUGUAUGGUAAAACGCUUGAGAACGAUCUGAAGGAUGAUACGUCGGGUCAUUUCAAGAGGUACUUGGUAUCCAUCGUACAGGGAAACAGAGACGAAAAUCAAGAAAUCGAUCAUGCUCAAGCAGUUGCUGAUGCCCAAGCAUUAUAUGAAGCUGGUGAAAAACAGUGGGGAACGGACGAAUCUCAAUUUAAUGCGAUCUUGAUAUCUCGCAGUUAUCAGCAGCUGCGACAAACAUUUGUCGAGUAUGAGAAAAUAUCAGGGCAUGACAUAGAGGUUGCCAUAAAGAAGGAAUUUUCUGGCAGCAUCGAGAAAGGCUUGCUUGGAAUAGUAAAAUGCGUGAAGUCAAAAGUUGGAUUUUUCGCUGAACGUUUAUAUGCCAGUAUGCAUGGCAUAGGUACAAAGGACCGAACACUAAUCCGUAUCAUUGUGUCUCGAAGUGAAAUCGACUUGGGAGAUAUUAAAAAGGCAUUCGAAGAACGCUACGGAAAGUCACUGGAAAGCUGGAUAGCUGGAGAUACAUCGGGAGAUUACAAGAAGGCUCUUCUUUCCCUCGUUUCCACAUAAUUUUGAUAAAGUUAUUAAAGAUAAACACUUACCUGUUGAUGUAUAAUCUAUAAAAAAUAACUUCAUAUACCUGCACAGAAUCCAGCUUAAUGUUGCUUACUAUACUAAUGA
Cyphomyrmex costatus is the source of this 1217-nucleotide messenger RNA. RefSeq names its product annexin B9. The coding region runs from base 135 to 1106 and encodes 323 amino acids. The record is from RefSeq and is a predicted model, not a curated record. Gene Ontology annotation, biological process: endosome transport via multivesicular body sorting pathway. Lineage: Eukaryota; Metazoa; Arthropoda; Insecta; Hymenoptera; Formicidae. The transcript has 7 exons. Gene Ontology annotation, cellular component: plasma membrane; vesicle membrane; cytoplasm. Gene Ontology annotation, molecular function: phosphatidylserine binding; calcium-dependent phospholipid binding; calcium ion binding.